Molecule: messenger RNA, 828 nt
Organism: Oreochromis niloticus (Nile tilapia)
Lineage: Eukaryota; Metazoa; Chordata; Actinopteri; Cichliformes; Cichlidae
Gene: gng13a
Product: guanine nucleotide binding protein (G protein), gamma 13a
Exons: 3
Coding region: 332-535 (67 amino acids)
Biological process (GO): phospholipase C-activating G protein-coupled receptor signaling pathway; sensory perception of taste
Cellular component (GO): heterotrimeric G-protein complex
Molecular function (GO): G-protein beta-subunit binding
Source: RefSeq, a predicted model, not a curated record
UCGGAUUUCCAUACAGGUGCGUCUGCUCCGGCUCUCGUUUGACUGUCAAAGCAGGCGCUGGUGCUUUUUUUUUUUUUCUCUCUCCGCCCCCGCAGGCAUCCAGCUUUACCGGGGAGGAGCGCAGAGGAGUGCCUUUACGCCGCGGAGAGCCGACACACACACACGCAUAUACUCACACAGCCUCCUCCCCCCACCGACUCCGUACUCCUCUACCGGUGAAACGCCACCGAUUCCCGGCCCUGAACGGUCCUCGCCGCCGCUGAAGCCCGGUCUGCACCCGGCAGCGCACGCACUCGAACAGCGGUCCUCUCCCCGGUAGGCCUGACGCAUCAUGGAGGAGUGGGACAUCCCACAGAUGAAGCGCGAAGUAGAAAGCCUUCAGUAUCAGCUGGCAAUCAACAGAGAGAAAUCUUCCAUCACUGUCACUGAGCUGGUGAAAUGGAUCGAGGGAUGUGUUUGUGAAGAUCCAUUUUUGAACCCGGAGCUCAUGAGAGCCAAUCCCUGGGUGGAGAAGGGCAAGUGUGUGAUCCUCUAGCGGUCACACACACACAUACACACUCACAUAUAUAUAUAAAUAUAUACGCACACGCACACACACACAAUCACGGAUGCAUACAAACUGAAGGAUGACGCACUGCACUAACUCACAUGCUCGCUCACACACACGAUCAGUGCUAUCACCGCUUUUCUCUGAAUGCUUUCUGUGGAGACUAGCGUAUGUGUGAGUGUGCAGCACCGAGUAGCUUUCUAGAGGUUUGUUUUGAUGAACAGCACCUUUUUAUUGGCUCUUUACACUGUCAAUCCAAAUAAAGACUGUUUUGAAUUUAA